AACAAAUAAAUCAAAAAUCGCGAUUUGGUUCCAUAAUUGAUUCCUGCGUCAAAGUCCAGCUAUAUCUCUUCCACGAUCUCAUUUCAAUUCUCACCCAACAACUCAACCAUGGGUGAAGAACACGACAAUUCCACUGCCACAACAACAACAUCAUCAACAUCCAUAAACUACACUCCCAACAAACCCACAAAAAAAAUAACUCUAAUCCCUCUAAUUUUCCUCAUCUACUUCGAAGUAGCCGGCGGCCCAUACGGUGAAGAGCCAGCCGUUCAAGCCGCCGGCCCACUUUUCGCCCUUCUCGGCUUCCUCAUUUUCCCUUUCAUUUGGAGUAUCCCCGAAGCCCUUGUGACUGCCGAAUUAACCACCGUGUUUCCUGGAAACGGUGGUUUCGUAAUUUGGGCCGAAAAAGCUUUCGGCCCAUUCGCCGGCUCAUUAAUGGGUACAUGGAAAUUUCUUAGCGGUGUAAUUAACAUAGCAGCUUUCCCUGCUCUUUGCAUCGAUUAUGUCAAAAAAGUUUUCCCUGUUUUUGAAUCUGGUUGGCCUCGUUCUGUAGCAAUUCUUGCUUCAACACUUUCACUUUCUUUUCUUAAUUACACUGGUUUAUCUAUUGUCGGUUAUGUUGCUGUUGUUCUUGCAAUUGUUUCUUUGUCACCUUUUGUUUUAAUGUCUCUUAUUGCUAUCCCUAAGAUAAAUCCUCAUAGGUGGAUUAGUUUGGGACAAAAGGGUGUUAAAAAGGAUUGGAAUCUUUUUUUCAAUACUCUUUUUUGGAACUUGAAUUUUUGGGACAAUGUUAGUACUUUAGCUGGUGAAGUUGAUAAACCUAAAAAAACAUUUCCUUUGGCUCUUUUAAGUGCGGUUGUGUUUACUUGUGUUUCUUAUUUGAUUCCACUUUUUGCUGUUACUGGAGCUGUUUCUGUUGACCAAACUGAUUGGGAAACUGGGUUUCACGCGCAAGCUGCUGAGAUUAUUGCUGGUAAAUGGUUGAAAAUUUGGGUUGAAAUUGGUGCUGUUUUAUCAGCAAUUGGGCUUUUUGAGGCCCAAUUAAGUAGUAGUGCUUAUCAGAUUUUGGGUAUGGCAGAUAUUGGAAUGUUGCCAAAGUUUUGUGGAGUUAAGUCUAAAUGGUUUGAUACACCUUGGUUUGGUAUUUUGAUUUCUACUUUGAUAACAAUUGGGGUUUCUUAUAUGACUUUCACUGAUAUUAUUUCAUCAGCUAAUUUUUUGUAUAGCUUGGGUAUGCUAUUGGAAUUUGCAUCAUUUCUUUGGUUGAGAUUGAAGAAGCCAAUGUUAGUUAGGCCUUAUAAGGUUCCAAUGAAUUUUCCUUUGUUGGUUGUCAUGUGUUUGGUACCAUCUGGUUUUUUGAUAUACAUAAUGGCUAUUGCUACUAAGACUGUUUUUUUGGUUAGUGGUAUAAUGACAAUAGGUGGGAUUGGUUUUUUCUUCUUUAUUAAACUUUGUAGGAUGAAGAAUUGGGUGAAGUUUGAGAUUAAAGAGCCUGAUGAUGAAGAUUACUUUGAAGGAGAUGUUUUAUGAUUUAAUAAUCAGAAUUGAUGUCUCUUUAGUUUGUAUACUAUCUUGCAAUUGCAUAUAAAUAAAUUAGAGGUAUUCAUCACACAUUGUUUAUUUAUAGCUACAGGUGUAAUGUUUUUCGUUUUACAUAAUUUUUAUUUA
Cicer arietinum (chickpea) is the source of this 1668-nucleotide messenger RNA. RefSeq names its product probable polyamine transporter At3g13620. Lineage: Eukaryota; Viridiplantae; Streptophyta; Magnoliopsida; Fabales; Fabaceae. The record is from RefSeq and is a predicted model, not a curated record. Gene Ontology annotation, cellular component: membrane. Gene Ontology annotation, molecular function: transmembrane transporter activity. Gene Ontology annotation, biological process: transmembrane transport.